ACUAACGCCUCAGCCCAUGAGUCAGUCUUUCGUGCGCCCCGAAAGACUCACGUCGUGGACCCUCACUCCGCCUUUGUUUCUGACCUCCAACGUUUGAGAUCGUAUUCCUUGUUUGAUUCCUGAACUCCUCCAUUCAUCCAUUCAUUCAUCAUGCCGUCAGACUACGCCAAGAAGAAGGCGGCCAAAAAGAAGGAACUCUCUAAGGGCAAAGGAGGCAAGAAGGGCUCCAGUGCCACGGAAACACCCGAGGACACACCCACCACCACCAACGGCACCAACACACCCACUCAGGAGAAUGGCCAAGGCAUCACGGAAGAGGAGGAACUGUGCAGUUUGUUGGAAGAGCAAUCUCGUUUGGCCGCCGAUGCUCGAGCCUGUACCGGCGUGUUGGGCAUCCAUCCCAUGUCCAGGGAUAUUAAGAUUGAUAACUUCUCGAUCACCUUCCAUGGAGCCGAACUCUUGCUAGACACCAAAUUGGAGUUGUCGUGCGGUCAACGCUAUGGCUUAAUCGGUGCCAACGGCUCAGGCAAGUCGUCUCUCUUGGCCGUGUUGGGUAAUCGUGAGGUGCCCAUUCAAGAUCACAUCGACAUCUAUUACUUGUCUCGUGAGAUGCCCGCCUCCGAGACUACGGCCUUGGAAGCAGUCAUGAAGGCCGAUUCUGAGCGGAUCAAACUCGAGAAAUUGGCUGAGGAAUUAGCUCUGCUCGAAGAUGAUGAAUCUCAGGAUUAUCUUAUGGAGGUGUAUGAACGUUUGGAUGAGUUGGGUGCUGACACGGCGGAGGCCAAAGCUUGCGGGCUACUGAUGGGCCUGGGCUUCACCAACGCCAUGAUGCAUAAGAAGUGCAAGGACUUCUCGGGAGGAUGGAGGAUGCGGGUGGCGUUAGCCCGUGCUCUCUUCAUCAAACCACAUCUCCUUCUCUUGGACGAGCCGACCAAUCAUUUAGAUUUGGAGGCCUGCGUGUGGUUGGAAGAGGAGCUCAAGAACUACAAGCAGAUCUUGGUCAUGAUUUCGCAUUCUCAGGAUUUCAUGAAUGGCGUGUGCAGCAAUAUCAUUCAUCUGGACAAGAAGGUGCUGACGAGCUACGGCGGUAACUACGACGUGUUCGUACGGACUCGAUUGGAAUUGCUGGAGAACCAAGCCAAGCGAUACCAAUGGGAACAGGAUCAGAUCGCUCACAUGAAGAACUACAUUGCUCGAUUCGGUCACGGUUCGGCCAAAUUGGCCCGUCAAGCCCAAUCCAAAGAGAAGACCUUGGCCAAGAUGGUGGCCGGUGGAUUGACCGAGAAAGUCGGAGCCGACAAGAACAUUAGCUUCUACUUCUACUCUUGUGGCGAGAUCCCACCUCCAGUUAUUAUGGUUCAGAAUGUCAGUUUCCGAUAUAGCGACGAUACCGAUUGGAUUUACCGAAAUUUGGAAUUUGGUUUGGAUCUAGACACCCGGUUGGCUUUGGUGGGUCCCAACGGAGCUGGCAAAUCCACCCUACUCAAACUCAUCUAUGGCGAUUUGAUCCCUACUGAAGGCAUGAUCCGACGACACAAUCACUUGAAAUUCGGCCGAUACCACCAACAUUUGCACGAGCUCCUGGAAAUGGAUAUCAGUGCUAUCGAGUACAUGAUGAAGAACUUCCCGGAGCUGAAGGAACGCGACGAUGUUAGACGCAUUCUCGGCCGCUACGGCAUCACGGGCAAACAACAGACCUGUGCCAUCAAACAGUUAUCCGAUGGUCAACGGUGUCGAGUGGUAUUCGCUUGGUUGGCUUGGCAAACCCCUCACAUGCUUCUCUUGGACGAACCGACCAAUCACUUGGAUAUCGAGACCAUCGACGCCUUGGCCGAGGCCAUUAACAACUUCGAAGGAGGACUUGUCCUCGUUUCUCACGACUUCAGACUCAUUAAUCAGGUGGCUGACGAGAUUUGGAUCUGUGAGAAGCAAACGGUGACGAAAUGGGAAACGGACAUCUUGGAAUACAAGGAACAUCUGAAGAGCAAAGUUCUGGCUUCGAUCUACAAGGAGGCCAAGAAGAGCUCGAAGCCCGCAUCCAAAUCCAACGGAUCCAGUUCGAGAGGGGCGUGGUAAAGAGAACAACUCUGUCGCCCAACAUUUCCAUACAGGCUUAAAAACCCGUCAACACCAUUUUUACCAACUCCACGCCCACUCCACUCCCUUAAUUACAAUUACAAUGAACCGUUCGUUCUUUUGCUCGUUGUGGCGGGCGAAAUCCUAGAGAACGUGUAUAAAACACACACACACACACUCGCUCCAUAUUGAAAUACAUUAUUUCUGUGAAGUAGACAAAACAA
Tigriopus californicus is the source of this 2300-nucleotide messenger RNA. RefSeq names its product ATP-binding cassette sub-family F member 2-like. Lineage: Eukaryota; Metazoa; Arthropoda; Copepoda; Harpacticoida; Harpacticidae. The transcript has 8 exons. Gene Ontology annotation, molecular function: ATP binding; ATP hydrolysis activity. Bases 151 to 2076 code for a protein of 641 amino acids. The record is from RefSeq and is a predicted model, not a curated record.